Molecule: messenger RNA, 3004 nt
Organism: Amphibalanus amphitrite
Lineage: Eukaryota; Metazoa; Arthropoda; Thecostraca; Balanomorpha; Balanidae
Product: acetylcholinesterase-like
Exons: 4
Coding region: 189-2126 (645 amino acids)
Biological process (GO): acetylcholine catabolic process; choline metabolic process
Cellular component (GO): plasma membrane
Molecular function (GO): acetylcholinesterase activity
Source: RefSeq, a predicted model, not a curated record
GCACCGCGCGGGUCACAGCGCCUGUGGAGAGCCAGAGACAGGCGGCGACGGAGAGCAACAGUAUAGGCGACAGUGCGGGCGACGGUGCAGGUGACAGUGCAGGCGACAGUGCGGGCGAAGGGGAAGACGACGGCUACAGCGACCAAGCACAUCGGGCAUUGCCUGAAGGUAGCUGGUUGUAAUCAGUCAUGCCAACUUUCAAAGGUCUCUGGCUGCUCUGCUCGGCACUAGUGACGUCACGUCUCAGCUCCGCCGACAAGCUGCCGUCGGUGCCGACCGCUGCCGACGGCCUCUACUCGUACCUGCCUCCCCUGGAGGCUGACGCACCCGCGCCGGAUAGCUUCUCCUACCUGGCUCCCGACGGCCCCUCUCCCUAUGACGUCACUAGUGUCUCUCCCUAUGACGUCACCAGUCCCACCUCCUCAUACACCUCUAUUAGCCCGGAGCCGUCCCACGGCCCCGUCAGUCCGGCGGCGGUGUACGGACAGGCUUCGAACGGUGGUGGUCCCCUAGCGGUGACCCAAGAGGGUCACCUGGAGGGGGUGACCCUGGAGGCGGCCUCUGGGGGUCAGGUGGACGCCUGGCUAGGAGUGCCGUACGCCAGCCCGCCAGUGGGGGACCUCCGCUUUCUGCCGCCGCAGCCCGUGGAGCCGUGGCACGGCGUCAGGGAGGCCAAGAGCCAGCCAAACGCCUGCUGGCAGGUGACGGACACGUUUUUCGGCGAUUUCGCUGGCGCCACCCAGUGGAACGCCAACACCCCGCUGAGCGAGGACUGCCUGUAUCUAAACGUGCACGCGCCGCACUACCGGCCGGCACGUCCGGCGGCCGUGCUCGUCUGGAUUUACGGCGGCGGGUUCUACAGCGGCUCGGCGGCGCUGGACGUCUACGACCCCACGGAGCUGGUGGCCGCAGGAGGGGUGGUCGUCGUCGCUAUGCAGUAUCGUGUCGGCUCCCUGGGCUUCCUGCGGCUCGGCGACGCGCCGGGAAAUGUUGGCCUGCUGGAUCAGGUGGCCGCGCUGCGCUGGGUGCAGAGGAACGCUGCAGCGUUCGGCGGAGACCCGAACCGUGUGACGCUGUUCGGAAACUCGGCCGGCGCGGCCAGUGUCAGCCUGCACCUGCUGUCGCCCGUCUCCGCGCCGCUGUUCCGCCGCGCGGUGCUCCAGUCCGGCUCCGCCACCAACCCGUGGGCGGUGCAGGAGCCCUCCGAGGCCCGCCGGCGCGCGCUGCGGCUGGCUGAUGAGGUCGACUGUCCGGCAGCCUCAGAUGACCAGGCGCUGACCUGUCUGAGGGAGAUCGACCCCGAGACGCUCGUCAACUCGGAGUUCUUCACCACGGCGUUCGCCGACUUCCCGUUUGCGCCGGUGGUGGACGGGGAGUUCCUACCGGAGGAUCCCGCCGCCGCGCUGGCCGCAGGACGCUUCAAGCCUGCCGACCUGCUGGCGGGCACCACCUCUGAGGAGGGUAAUUACUUCCUGUUGUACGCUCUUCCAGAGUACGCCAACCUGAGCGCGGUGCCCACCCCCGAUCGCUCGGAUCUGACGCGUUACACAGAGGUGCUGAACGGAGACCUCUCGCCGGCGGCGCUACUGACCGUGGAACAUUUCUACACGCCUUGGGGCGCUCCCGACCAGCCGGCCGCCAUCCGGGACGCCGUGGACAAGAUGGCCGGAGAUCGCCAGUUCACCUGCGGUGUCAACGACGUUGUGGCGGCGCACGCGCGGAAAGGGGGCGCUGUGUGGCAGUACCAGCUGCGACAGAGGGCGCCCGGCUCCAUGUGGCCCCGCUGGAGCGGCGUGCUGCACGCAGACGAGGUGUUCUUCCUCUUCGGCGCCGCCCUCAGGAAGCCAGAGGAGUUCAGCAGAGAGGACGUCAUCCUCUCCAAGCGGAUCAUUCAGUACUGGACCAACUUCGCCAAGACCGGGGACCCCAACUAUUCUGGCGAGCAGUGUGUGCGCAGCCCAACCAGCCACGAGUGGCCUCUGUACGAGCCGGUCGGCCAGCGCUACAUGGUCCUCUCACACUACGGUCCGGUCACCGGUCACGCGCUGCGGGUCGGCCCCUGCGCCCUCUGGAACCACCUAGUGCCGCGGCUCAACGACACGAGCGCCAUCUGUGAUAAAGUGUAGGCGACCGCAGCGCCACCUCCUGCGGUGCGGCGAGGAGGGAUACUAGCGGUACUUUCAGCAGUCGUAGAUGGCGUAUGCUGGCGUAUAUCUGUAUGGCAGCAUAUCUCACCAGCCAUUUGUGCAUACCUACUGGUCCUAUCUUGGUUAUGUUUGCGAGAGCGAUUGGUACACGAUUUUAUAUCAAACAGGGUUCCGUCCGCAAUACAACAAGUCCAAAAUUGCAUCCUCAUCGGUCAAAAUGUCGAUCAUCCCCGCUCAAAAUGUCGCAGCACUAAUCGAAAUACCUAUACUCGUACUACCCCUAACUGCCUACAUCAUUCAGAGCUCACCACAAUCCAGUCAGCUUAUCUCGGGGCUAGAGACCCCUACUGCUGCCGACUGCCUCUAUCUCCGCUCAACGCAGCACCGUAAAGAAGAGUCCAAUGCAUACCCAUUACCCACUUAUGUCAACCCAGUGGGCAGUGUUGGGAGUUUUGUCAGAGGGUACGCCGAUAUUAGAACGGUGCUAUGUAACUUCAUGCCUGUAGAAGCGAAGUGCACACUUCGAGGUAAAAUAAAUGCCGUAAAGUGGGGCUAUUUGAGACAGUGGGGCUAUUUGAGACAGUAUUUAAAAUCGCUAUAAAAUGAAGAUCGUUUGAUUUUUGUGUGAUAUUUUUGCUCAAGUAGGUGAGGAAUCGAGCAGUAAAUCGCCUGAGCAAAAAAUUAAGCAUUAAUUUUAAGUGGUUUUUAUUUUAUAGCAAUUUUAAAUACUGUCUCAAAUAGCCCCACUGUUUCAAAUAGCCCCACCUUACGGUGCCUAUUUUCCACGUUUUUUAUGAUGGCUUGUAACAAUGAUGUCUGAAGUCUUCCAUCGUCUAAUAAAGGAAUCCAUUGUCGCA